AUGGUGCUGAGGAGUCAUGAUGCUGGAGGCUCACUGCAAGAAGCUAGUUCACCCCAUUUCUUCCUUCCACUCCACCCAAGAUUCACAGCUGCUGGCACGCCUGAUGUAAUCGAGCGUACGCUGCACUCCGGGACUGGAGCCAUCUCCAAGAGUCAGGAAGGAAGUCCUGCAGGAAUCUGGAUGAGUCCUCUGCGUCGUCUGUCACGUGUCACUGAAAUUCAGGCUGUUUCCAACAAGGAGGAAAUAGAAUUGGCAAAAAGACGAGCUGAGGAGCGGCCAAAUACCGCUACUUUAGCACAAACUCUAGCCACUGCGAUCAACAGCACGAAGGUGAAACGCAAACGGACUGAGGACGUUCCGAAGCGCGAGACGUUGAUCCAGGACUGUAUCGCCAUUCCUAUUUGGCAUGACGAGCAUCCAUGGCUCGAGUUUUUAUUCUUUGCUCUAUAUGAAGCCUGA
Symbiodinium necroappetens is the source of this 459-nucleotide messenger RNA. The record is from the annotation of a GenBank genome assembly. Lineage: Eukaryota; Dinophyceae; Suessiales; Symbiodiniaceae.